AUGAAUCCUCAACGCAUAUUUCUGCACUUUGCAAGUCGAGACUUUUGCUCUAACCCAUUCGGAAACAAAAGUCACAAAGCAGGAAGCGAGCAUCCGGUACACUGCCCUAUUCCAGUCUGGCACACAGACCGAUGCAGCAGCGCCCCGAUUCGGCAGCGGAACAGAAGCGCCGCUCCUGGACACACUGCUCCGUUUGUUUUUGAGCGCUCGCCGAGCUCCGGGGAAUGCGUUCCGGGAACGAUCAUGACAUCCCAGCGAGAACUCCUUCGUUACGUGGAGAGUGAUUUGCGGUCUCUGGUAGCGAAGCUGGGGAAACGAAAAGUUGAACGAGCGUUUGUCGAAGAUCUCCCGUUUCUUACGGAGCGUUUCUCGAGCUGGAAGAGUGCCGUGGAACGCGUACUGACGCAGUUGCGUGAGGAUGAUACGCAAGCUCGUCUUUCGUUCUCACUUUCGAUCGACCUGGUGGGUCACGUGCUCAUCCACAACGUACAGUCAGUGGAGAACUGGCGUAAAAGUGAAGCAAGUACGCUUCUUGCACUGGGGCUUCUGCACCGUCUCGCAAGCCAGGCAGCGUUGCCAAGCCACCGCGUCGCAGACGUCGUCGCCUUGCUGAGCUAUUUCGUUCUCAGUGUUCAGAAACUGGUCCUUCGAAGCGAGUUUUCGAAGCGUCGUUGGUUGAUUUAUGGCGAGCGCAACGGUGCCCAGGUUCCGGGAACGAACUCGGAUCAAUCGGACGCAACGGACUCGUUUUCACGUCGAUCCUCGCCCGGAACAGUAUCUUUGGUGGAAGAGGCCCUCGAGCAAGCCACCUGCGAGCAAACAGCUGCGGUCGGACAACGUGCCACCGAAACCCAAGUGCUGCCGGGAAACGACCUAGUCUUGGUCGAGCGGCAACUGCUACGAGUCCUCCAGGUCCUUUUCGAAAUACCAUCUGUGCAACACAGGGCCGGUGCAGCUCAGGAAUACGAUGUAGACGCUUCGAAAUCAGACUCAGCGGCUAGUGUCUCCAAAAUGUGCCAAGCAUCCCUACCACAGCGACUAUUUACGCUCCUGACGCUGAUUGAGCAGCUUCCCGGAGUGACUGCAGUGGUUGCUCGCACUGCAGCAGCUGCGUUAGAGCGAUACUGCACAGCAUUAUUCGAGGAUCGUCUCUGGAGAGAGCAAGUCGCGAUAGCUUUCGUGGAGGAUCUCUGUUUGCUGACGCUGGAACGGCCGCCUGUUCACGGCUUUGGGACGCUCUUGUCCCUGCAGGUCCAGACGAACACGAGCAGUCCAGUCGAGUUGCCGGGUGCUUCGGCCUCUGCCGCAGAGCGCACGUCAUCAUCGCUGCAGCAAGAGCGACGAGCACAGGCGUCGCCCGAGGCCGAGGACCUUGACGAAGCCCGAGAGGGCCAUCCAGAAUCGCUAUCCGCCGCUCAAGUGACGUCCACUGGUGCGAUGCAACAGAAGGAAACGUAUUGCCUGGAAGUGAUCACCCCAAGCCCUGAUGUUAUGACGUCGCUGCUGGCGGAAGCGCUGGGCAGGGCGAUGCGUGGUGGUCUCGCUCCCCAGGCUUGCCUGCUCAAGCGUCUUUUUCCUUUCGUCGAAGCACAGCUGAAUGAGGCCGAGCUCUCCUGGUCAAUAUGCAGUCUCGCAGCCGCGUUAAUCCAGGCACCGGUGGCCUCGUUUGGCGCCCUGCUCGCGUCACUUGCUGGAAGGAUGCUGGAGCAAUUAAGGGUCUCGAUGGAUCCGAGCUAUUCAUCAUCUGACACGAAUCCUAAUCAAGUUCUGUUGAUGCAUCAUCGCGCACUCUUGUUGAUCGAGACUUUUCGCGAUGCAUUGCUUACCGGAGCGUCCACUGCAGAGGACCGUGCUUUUAUCAGCAACAGCAGCAGCAGCAGCAGCUCCUGGUCACCACAAGCGCUACUCCGAUACCUGGAGCGCGAAUCAGAUAGGACGUUCGCGUCACAAAACGCUGCUGCUGGAGCAGGCGAUACGACCUCAGCGCUGGGUACGGAACAAAAAUCGUUGCCUUCAGUCGAUGAGCGACGUCGUCUUCGGGAGGACGUUGUUACGUCCCGAGAAACAAGCGCGGAGGCCUUUUCAAAAUUGCCUGCGUCGGAGACCGGGGGUAUACUCACUCAGUGGGUGGCGAUGCUGCAGCUGUGUGUCACCACCGGCACAUCGAUGGUGACGGAGCUGCAAAUGCUGCCCACAGGUCCGUUGCGGCAUCAGCGCCCGCUACUUCGCCAACUCGGGCAACUUAUCGAGGAGCCCAAGCAUAGAAACCUGGACGGCGAACUCUGGGGGCAGCUUACGAGCGCGGCGCUGGGUCUGCUUUUCGUCUUGUUGGAAGCCACCGAUCCCGUGGCGGAUGUGGACUUUCUGCGACGCACCUGGCCGGACUUUUUGACGGCGUUUGGAGCUUUGCUCGCACGUGCACAGCAGGUUCCGGCGGUGGUGCUUCAGCCGCUCAUCGAACGGGGCAUGGAUUCUUUGCUCCAGCGUCUGGCAGUUGUACGGAGCUCUGUGGACGCGCCCUCGAUCAUGAAUGACUCCAGCACCGACGCAUCUGGGCUUCUUGGUGGCUCUGCUGGGCAGCCACCUGCGAUGCAUGGCUCGACGUCGGCACUGGAACCCUUUGAGACGGUGUUCAUCUGCCUGUGUCGUACCCUGCGGCUGGUGCGAAGUACACGAUCCGCCUCUGCUUCUGCUUCCGACAGCGAGGCUGUGCAUGUGUUGACCUGCCUUGGGCGCGUUUUACAGAGCAACUUGCAGCGCGCGCUUUCGACAAUGCACGAAUCGGAGUACAACACGAACACACCGCAAGCUGUGGUCGAACGCAGGCCGCUUUGUAGUUCCUGGAGUCCCAAUACUUGGCUUGCUCUCGUGGAGAGCAUUCUAAUCGCAGGAGACGACGAUCGUGAUGCUGCCUCGGGUGAGCCGAUGCUUGAUCCCGUGAUCGACAGCAGCUUCGAGCACUGGGACAAGUACCUAUUGCAGCAGCAGCAGCAGCAGCAGCAGCAGCGCGCAGUAGGCUGCGUUCCCGCAGUGGCGUUGCUACGAGCGCUUUUCACUGUUGCUCACGCGGCCCAGGAAGACACCUCCACGCGGAACCGUGCCUUUUUACAUGCCGUCUUCGUCGUCAAAGCAUACUUGAACGCUGUCCAGCGGCAAGCAAGGGCAGCAAUUGUUGCCUCAAACGGAGAUGGACCCUAUACUGGAAAUGCCUGGACAAUACCAACAUCAAAUGCUACGAAUGCUGCUGUUGUUACAGCAACCGGUCCCUCUGAAUGGCCUGAUGGUACAGGCACCGAGCAGGCAUCCACGGAAACAGGCGAGCAAGUCGCUAGCGGCGCUAUGUCGUAUGCGAGCACCACUGGAACUCAACCGCCUUUCCUGUUUUGGCAGACACCAGUAGCGGCUCAAGUUUGGGACUUGUUUGCGCAGUUCGUUCCCAUGAUGGCCUCUACAGAUCACGUCCAAGUCUUGAAUGGAUGGCGCGGACUCUUCCAACAACUCUUCCUCGCACAGAGCAUAGACGAUAAGACCGCGGCGGCGCCAGAUGCGGUACAACACGCGUUUCGACCGACACCGCAGGCACCGCUGUUCGCUCCGCUGCUGCAGCUUAUCGAACAGAGGCGAGAUAACGCUCAGUCGGAUCGAGUGGACGGGGCUGUGAUCUCCAAUGCGAUAUCGCCACUGCGUCUUUUCCGAGAGAUUCUGCAGCUCGUCAUGACGCUGGUUCAGGACUAUGGCGAGCUUUUCGUUGCUGACGGCUGGUACGCCGUGCUCACGCUGUGCAAGGAGGCAGUGCUUGCGGGUCACGACCCGCUGACAUUCACAUCCGAAACAGAUCGCAAGGGUAUUCAUGAUGCCGGUUUUGCCUUGCUGCAACUCUUGGCUAAGGAGUAUGCGUCCAGUUUUUUGCACCAACCGGCUGCAUCAGAAGUUCGAACGCUGUGGCUAGAAACCUUGACAUCAUGGGCGCUGCAUGCCGCUGAUGUGAACAUGGCGCUCAGCAGCAUUGGGAUGCUGUGGAGUCUCUGCGACCUCCUGCAACCGAGCGAAUCAACAGAUGCCGCGUUAUGGUGCCGAGUGCUCUCUACCUUGGCGCGUCUCUGUAUAACGGAGCGCGUCGAUGUCCGAAACAGUGCACUGAAGACGUUUCUCGGAACGCUGUUGGCUCAUGGCCAAAACCUAGUGGAGCACGACCGCUGGCGAGGGAUCUGGGAAGAGGCGCUCUUGCCGCUCAUCGAAGGGCUCUUGGUGCGCUCACCGGCACCCUCGUCGCUGGCUGGUGAAGGUACCGCGCUAGAAGCGCCAGUAGAGGCAACAUCAACAACCACCGAUGCCUCUGCAGAGGCGACAGCGAAGCAUGCGCCGGCACGCGCGCUCACCAGCGCUACUACCAACGAUGAUGGCAAUGAUAGAACCAUCGUCAAAGGUGAUGCUGUUGUUGGGAUGCAUCCAGCAAGUGCAAAAGAUGCAAUCAAGCACUGGAACGCGAGUCGACUGCUUCUCAUAGAGGGCCUCGUGCGACUUAUCCAACAAUACCUGGUUAGUCGCUGGUUAGCUCUGGAAGCAUUUCCGCGCCACUGGGAAUCGCUGCUAGACUAUUGGGAGCAAACCAGCUGCCUCUAUGACGUCCACAAGAGCCCGCCGUCGAACCAGGAAGCGCUUUUGAUCGCACUGGUUGCGUUGUGGCAGACCUCGCUGGAAACGCUGAGCCAGGUCGUUUGCUGUGAGCCGGCAUUGCCCGGCUCCCGAUCGUCCAACCAAAGCGCUCGGCAACUCUGGUUGCAGACCUGGCAACGCGCCCAGCGACGGGCUUUUCUCGCCAACUGCUGGCCGCGUUUCUCUGUGAGCGUCGUCGAGAGCAUCGUGCAGGCGUUGUUGUCGCUGUGCGGACGCGUUCAACAGCAGACACCAGAUGUGGAUAUUCUCGAUAUCGUGCAGAGCCUGGGAUACCAGUGUCUCGAGGCGCUUAUCGAGGACACCAUAGACCCCAAAGUCGCCAAGGCAUCCUCCGCCACACUAGGGAUGCAACGGGGCAAACCGGUGCAACGAUCCGCACUCGUACGCGACGUUUUCGACGUGCUCGCGCGUUGGCCCGGUGACUCGGUAGGUGUUCACCGAUGUGCGCAUCUGAAUGCCCUGCUAUCCUUCCUGGAACGUAUAUGCGGGAGCAUUAUACGAGCCACGACGGGAUCAGCGGCUGGUGUGACCUCCAGCGACGAACAUUCUGUGAUGCUCUGCAUUGUCCAGGGCACGCUGGAGCGACUCGUACGCGGAAUGCCUCCGAGUGCCACUUGUGCGGCAGAGCAGGAGCAGUUGGUGCUUCGUUUUCUGGAGCUGCUUGCGAGCAUCCUGGUACCGAGGCGUACCUGGAACGGGAGUCUAGUAGCUGCUGUCGUCGACGGGUCGUCCACAGCACCAACCGAUGCACCAGCAGCAUCUGCACAGCAACAGCCGAGCAGCCUGGUGAGCACCAAACAUGUCAGCGGUGCGAACGCGUUUGUCGAGAGUGCCGUGUUCUCGCUUGCUGCCCUGGUUGACAAGCUUGAAGACAACGAGGAGACCAGGGCGCUGCUGACGGAUGCGGUGCUUGCACGUAUUGCUGCGCUGUGUGAGCGCUUUCUCUUCGAGCACGACAUCCCCCUGCCUGAAUCCUUUGACGGUGGCACGCUCCAUAUGAUUCACACUGGUCAACUGGAUGAAGAGAAAUGCAGCAUCGUGAUGUUACAGCUGGGUGCGCGCCUCGGUCUGGUGGACUUGCUCGAGCGUGCACUGGGCCUCGCCCCGGAUAUCUCGGUGGACGAACACUGGUUUUUACUCGUUACGAGCGCCUAUCGCUUCAAUCUGCGUCUUGCUGCUAUAGAGGCUCUGUUUCACGUCGCUGCUGGACUGGAUUCUGGGGCGGCACCUGCUUCGCCAUUUGCGCUGAGCCGCCUGGCGAGCGCCGCGUCUACGGUGGCCGCAGCACGUGUGGCAGUUCAGCGUUUGAUGCAACGAGUCGAGCGGUGCGCUGCUGCGUAUCGACGUCAGUCGGGGUGCUGUCCACUGCCGUACCUCAUGCGAAUGUUCGAGGCCUAUGUGCGAUUUCAGGCGGACGCGCUUACGAAGCGUGGUGUUCACUUGUCCUCUGCAGCAGACGUUGGGACUCAGAGAGCAGCAAACGGCACAGCGUGA
Cyanidioschyzon merolae strain 10D is the source of this 6171-nucleotide messenger RNA. RefSeq lists its product as hypothetical. The record is from RefSeq and is a predicted model, not a curated record. NCBI's taxonomy places the organism in Eukaryota, Rhodophyta, Bangiophyceae, Cyanidiales, Cyanidiaceae. The transcript has a single exon. The coding region runs from base 1 to 6171 and encodes 2056 amino acids.